Messenger RNA from [Torrubiella] hemipterigena, 3183 nucleotides. Lineage: Eukaryota; Fungi; Ascomycota; Sordariomycetes; Hypocreales; Clavicipitaceae. The record is from the annotation of a GenBank genome assembly.
AUGUUUCAACGCAUUCGUGGCGCCAUUGAGACCAUUGCCGAGGAGCAGGCCAAACACCUAAAGGCUACAGAGUCAGCGGCAGCUUCUUCCAAGCCUUCCAAAGCAAAGAGUACGACUUUCGACGCUUCGGAAGCCACUGCGAACCCCGAUCCGGCCGUCUUCGAAGCCGCCUUUGUCCUCGACGACAGCGACGAGCCGAGCCGCACAGCAACCCCAAAGCCAGCGUUGCCUGAGAAGGACACGAAAGGCACAGGCAAGAUGAGCGGUGAUAAGACAAACAGCGAGAAGGAGGUGUCUGAGAAGGAUGGCGCAAUGGCAGACGACUCAACCAAGCCGGCGGGUAAAGAUGACGCCUCGCCAGAGCCGCCCAAGAAGGACACGGCCUCCUCCAAGCCUGCUGCUGAGCUUUCCACCGAGGUUAGACAGCGCCUCCGCAAGCUGGAAAAGCUUGAGGCUACAUAUCCAGAGCUCUUGCGUUCCUACCGAGUUGCACAUAAGCGCGCCACGUCAAUCGAGCCCUUUGAACGAGCACUGCGAGAAAAUACUCCCCUGACUACAAUCUCUGACCCCGCGGCCAUGAUUGAGUAUCUCAACCAGCUCAAUCUACGUGGCGACAUGGUCAUGGAGGAGCUGAAGCGUGUCACUGCCGAAAAGGACGGGCUAAAGAAGAAACUCGAUGAAUCAGACGGUGCCAAAUCCAAGUUGGAGGACGAGCUAAAGAGUCUCAAGUCUGAGAGUGCGGGCAAAGAAACAGCAAAGACUGACAAGGCGAAAGCCAAAGAUUCCGACGACCUCUUUUCAUACGACGACGAAAUCCCACAGUUGCAGGCUGAGAUUGCUGCCAAGACGGACGAAAUUGAUACUCUUAAGACUGAAGUAACCCGUCUCAAGAAAAAGGUUUCGACAGCUGAAGAAAGCGCCGCAACCCUUACAAAGGAUCUGGAAAAGGCAAAGAAGGAUCUUGACACAACCAAGACUGCUUCUGCAGAUGAAGAAGCUCAUAAGAAGGAAGUCGCAUCUUUAAACGACAAGCUUACAAAGUCCGAAUCGCAGGUAAAGGAUCUUGCCACUGAGCUGGAAUCUACGAAAAAGGACGCUGAGAAGCUGAAACAGGUGGAGGCGAACUUGGCCACGGUCGAGAAGCGUUCUAAGGACUUGGGUGCCGAGAUGGACAAGGCAAACAAGGGCAGCGAUAUUUCCAAGAAGCUCAUUGACGAACUAAAGACACAGGUUGCCACUCUGAAAUCUGAGAAGAUUGAGAAGGAAAAGAAGAUUGAAGAUCUCGCCAAGCAGGUGGAAACCCAAGCCAGCAACACGCCGACCCCGUCGGAGCGAGACCAAUCACCUGCCCCCGCGGCAGCGAAUGCAUCAUCUGCUGGGGCGAAGAAGAAGAACAAUAAGAAGAAGAAGGGCAAGGGUGGUGCCGCUGGUGCUACAACUACAGCAACCGCUGACGCAGCACCAUCUGAAUCUACCGAAAAUGCUACUGAUUCGACAUCGUCAGACAAAGCUGAGCUUGAGGCUGAAAUUACAAAGCUCAAGGAAGAAAUCAAGGAGAAGGAUGCUCUGAUUGAGAAGCUUUCUAAACAACGCAAGACUGAAGAGGACUUGCGCGAAGAGAUUGAGACUCUACGAGAGGAUCUGCUUCAUAUUGGACAGGACCACGUCAACGACAAGGACAAGAUCAAGACAUUGCAACAGGAGAAGAAGGAUCUUACAGAAAAGGUGGAAGAAAUGGAGGGCAAGAUUAGUGCCUCUGCUUCCAAGGCUGGAGACAGCGCCAAACUCGAAAAGGACUAUGACGAGCUCAAGGAUAAGUGUGCUACGCUGCAGUCUGACCUUGGUGCAGCUGAGAAGUUAGCUCAGACACGCUUUAAGGAUCUUAGUGACCUCAAGGAAGUCCUGGCAAAGGCGCAACCAGAGCUGAAGACACUGCGCCAGGAGUCUGCGGAACUAAAGAAAGCCAAGGAAGAGCUUGCUAGCAAGGCCAAGGAGCUUAAAGAUGUGGAGAAGAAGGAGAGGGACCUGAAGCGGGAGAUUUCAACCGCCGAGAAGCUUGCAUCUGAUCGCGCUGGUGAAAUUAAGACGCUAAAGGAUAAGCUUGCAUCGGAGACCAGCUCUAAGCAGAAGCUUGAAGAGACUAGCCGUAUCACUGGCCGCGACUUUAGACGAGCCGAGGCAGACAAGAUUGAGCUGAGCUCCAAGGCGGAGAAACUGGAACGAGAGCUGCAAAAGGUGCAAGAGGAGGCUGGCAAGCUUCGACCCAAGGUCAAGGAGCUCGAGGAGCAGAUGCACAAGCUCAAGCGCGACAAGACAGCCGCGCAAGAAGAUGCCGAAUUCAAGACGAAACAAUACAGCAAUGCGCAAACACUACUCAAUGGCAUGCGCGACCAGACGACAGAGAUGUCAGUACAGCUCAAGGAGUCCAAGUCGCAGGCAGAGUCCAUCGAGGAAGAGCUUGCCGAGGUGCAGAAGCUGCUUCAAGAGCGCACUCGCGAGGGCGAAACGAUGCGCAGGCUAUUGUCAGAUGUUGACGAGCGCGCCGAGACCAAGGUGCGCGAUAUGCGCAGCCGCAUGGAAGCCGCCGUUGAAGAGCGCGAGCGCAUCGAAGACGAGUCAAGCACUCUUGCACGCCGCAAGACGCGCGAGACGGAAGAAUUCAAGCAAAAGAUUCGCGAGCUAGAGCGCGAGGUCAAGAACAUUACACAGGAGCGCGACGACCUCGACGACCGAAGCAAGGACUGGCGCCGCCGCCGAGAAGAGCUGGAGAGCAUCGAGGCGAAUGCGUCGGCCGAAGCAGAGGAGAUGCGCUCGACUGUCUCGCAAUUACGUACGGCGCUUGACGCCUCUGAGACACAGGUUCGGGAUGGCGAGAAGCAGCGCAUUGACAUGCGCAAGAUGCUCGAUGACUCACGCCAGCGCUACGACAAGCUCGCGCGCGAUCUCAAGACGACGCAGGCGAAGUUGACGUCUAGCCGCAGCUCGAUGGACUCGGCGCGCAGCGCCAACGGCGGCAGUGCGCAGGACACGGCGUAUCUCAAGACGAUUCUGCUACAGUUUCUGGAACAAAAGGACAGCAAGCUACGAGCACAGCUGGUGCCUGUAUUGGGCAAGCUGCUUGGUUUAGACGGUGCGGAAGAGCAAAAGUGGAUGACGGCCGUCAAGGCCAUGUCGUCACGAUGA